GUCCGUUGGUGACUAAUCUCUAGCCUCUUGUUGUAUCUCUGGUUCUCUUCACUCCCAGUGUCGUUGCUGCUGAAGUUACCAUUAGCAACUGGGCAGCGCCCAACUCGACUCCCACUUCUGACUGACCGCCGGUGUCCGGUCAACACUGCAGGUAAACUUCCCCCGGAUUUCCAGACAAUAGGGAAGGACUUGACAGACAAGUGGAUCACAGACUCUUAGACAGGCCAUGGUUCACACAUGAGGUCACAGUGAGUGGCACUGCCAUGUUGCCAGGAGUUGGUGUCUUUGGCACAGGGAGCACAGCCCGGGUGCUGGUCCCAUUGUUGAAAGCUGAAGGCUUUGAGGUUCAUGCAUUAUGGGGGCGAAGUGAAGAGGAAGCAUUCUGCUUGGCUAAGGAACUUGGAAUCCCAUUCCACACUAGCCGAUCUGACGAUGUUUUGCUGCAUCAAGAUGUCGACCUCGUUUGCAUCUAUAUUCCUCCCUCAAUGACAAGACAGAUUGCCGUCAAAGCACUUGGUAUUGGUAAGAAUGUUGUGUGUGAGAAAGCUGCAACUGCAGUGGAUUUAUUCAAGAUGGUGACUGCAGCCAGAUACUAUCCCCAGCUGCUCAGCAUUAUGGGUAACACCCUGCGCUUUCUGCCAGCGUUUGUUGCAAUGCGCCAGCUGCUGGUGGAGGGAUAUGUCGGUGAAGUGCAGGUGUGCGACGUUCGUGUCUAUGGCCCAAGCCUCCUGGACCAGUCGUACGGCUGGACCUGUGAGGAGCUGAUGGGAGGCGGCGGUCUGCACACCGUUGGCUCCGCCAUCAUUGACCUUUUAAGUUACUUGACUGGUUCCCGAGCCAAUCGUGUGCACGGCUUAUUGCGCACCUUUGUCCAGCAAAACAACUUGAUCCGAGGCAUCCGUCGUGUGACCAGUGAUGAUUUUUGUUUCUUCCAAAUGCUGAUGGGUGGAACUGCAUCCAGUUCUGGCGGCAUGUGUUGCACUGUGACCCUGAACUUCAACAUGCCAGGGUCGUUUGUGCACGAGGUUAUGGUAGUCGGAUCCACUGGGAGGUUGGUUGCCAGGGGGACAGAACUGUACGGUCAACGCAACGGAGGUAAAGGUGAGGAGCUGCUGCUAGGAGACGAUGGAUGGGUGGGACCAGAGGCGAAAGAGAUGCCCCUGCCUCACCUGCGGGGUCUGAGCUCCAUGGUGAAGGCACUGAAAGAGUCUUUUCAGGCUCACGAAGAGCGCAGGUUAUGGGCACGUGGACCAGUUGCCAUGGCACCAACAUUUGAAGACGGCUUGUAUGUGCAGACGGUGGUCGAAGCCGUGAAAAGGUCCAGCUGCAGUGGAGAGUGGGAGUGUGUCGAGAUCAUGAGUCAAGAGCCAGAUCCCAACCAUAAUCUGUGUGAAGCACUGCAGAGGAAUAAGAACUAAAUAUAUUUAUACAACCAGUGCAACUACUACAUGUCUGACAAAACAGGAUCCUGUAAUCCUGCUGCUUUAGCAGUUAACGCUAUGACUACUUUUUCACUAAUGGUGCACAGAUUGUGAAAUUAUGGGCUGACACCGAUGUCUAACUGAUACAGAUUGUUAGUUUUAUUUUUGUCUUUCUUUUGUGGCAGGGACACAAAGAUAUCUUCAUUAUGAAAAAUAAAUAAUAGCUUUUGGCACAUUACCAUUAAAUAAACAUAUAUUUAAUUAUGCAAAUUUGUGGAAAUAACCUUUAAUACUGCUUUCAAUCACAAACGAUAACUGUCAGAACGUUUUCUUCAGUAUACACAGCCCAGAUAAACAUUGAUGUCCAUGUUGGCAGAUGUUAUCUUGCCGAUUGGUUGAUGACCUUGAUAUCAACAAGGUGAACAUUCGGUUUCAAUUUGACCAGAAUGUUUGUCUCACACUUGUCACCCACACCACUGUUAUUCUAAUCCUCAUCUGAAACCAUCACAUAGCCUUUUUUAGUUUCAGCCUGCCACAGUGUACACACAAUUCAUGCAAACACAAAGGUCACAUCUUUUCUUCUUCUUUUUGAGACCUCCGCUUUAAGUCACAGUCAUGACUAUAGAUGCUAAUUAUGGCCAAGUCAUAUGUGCAAAAAGGUCAUCACGAUAAUUAAAUUAUAAUCCGUCAGCUGACAGUUAUCAUUGACCAGUGUCAGACAGUCAAACAUUGAGUUGUCCCCUCAGUGACACGUUUCUCAUCUGAUGUAAAACAUCAUUCAAAUUCAUUCAAAUUGAUGCAAAAACACGUCAGUUUACUUUAUAUUGAACCUUUGUUAUAUUGCCAUUGAAGAAAAUUCUGUUGUGAUGCUUUCUCUUAGGGAAUUAUUUCACAGUUCUAGAUAAUGUGUUGUGUUGUUUUUGUGGAGUUUUCAAAAAACAAGUGAGUGUUAGUCGAUCUUUUUUUUUGUAGUUGUAUGGGUACUUGAAUGUAGAAAGCUGAAUAAGUACCUCAUCUGUGCAGAGAGGAUGAAAGUGUUUGCAAGAUUUCCCAAAACUAUUGCUAAAGCAUGAACACAAUGACGGCCUGUUUGUCCAGUGGCAAUAAGUAAAUAAUCACUAACGUAAUGUUUGGAUGCAGCACUGUUUGUAAAAGCUGUUUACUUGGACACAGAGUGAGGUUAAGUUCUCAGUGUUUUUACAGUCCAUCAGAUAACAUUAGAACCUCUACUGUACUAUUACAUUUAUAUAUACAUAUAUGUAUAUUUAUACAUAUGUAUAUAUUUAUGACCGUGUUUGCGUCGACGUGUUCCCUAAAGCACCUUGUUCUGAAUGGAAGUGUUUACUACAGACGUGAAUGUGAAUAUCAAAGUGCGAGGAUGAUCUGACUAACAAAUCACUAUGACUGCAGUGUACUCAGAAUUCAAAUGACUGUCCAAUGGAGAGAGAGAGAGAGAGAGAGAGAGCAGCAACCACUCUAACUUCAGAAUUGUGAAAUUGUGUCGUGUCGUUGUAAAAAAAAUAUCUUCACAUAGAUGAGAUGGCAGGGAUUGAGUAAAAAUAAGCUAUAUUGUAUAAAGAAAAAUUACCCCCCCAAGAAAUGUGUAGUUCAGGUUAUUUGAAUUAGGAAUUGAUAUAAAAUAGUGCCAAUGCAUAGUCAAUGUGUUAAAUAGCGUAGACGGCAUUCAGUGUGCUGCCUGUUUGAAAGGAAAAUGUUGAAAGUAUUCCAAAUAUAACAAACGUUUUAUCAAUAUUUUCAGUAGGGCCUUCUCCAUAAUGUUUUCUCUGCUGUUCCCAUUCACUUGGAAACAAUGGGUAAAUUGUGUUCCGGUCCUCCCAUCUUCCUCUCCAGACUAUGACUGGCUAUGCAUGAGUACCUUAUACACUUCCACUUUAAAAAAACAACAAAAAACCCUGAACUAUUGUUCUUCCUUUCUUGUCAAACAUUUGAGUAGCACCAAAACAUUAUAAGCUAGUAAGAAAACAACAACCACGUCAGAGUCCCGCAAAAUUUUAACUGAUUUAGAAAGCAGCUUCAAUAAGGACAGUGCAGCGUUCAUGUUUUAUUACAAGUAUUGUGUUUUUGAUGUUGACUCUACAGAGGUUUCUCAGAUGGGGGAUUACAGGAUCAUUGCAGAAUCAAUUGUUUAUUUAAUCUAACCAUUAAAACUGACUGAAGAGGGAACCUACCAGCUUUUAACUGAAAUUUGUUGAGUUUACACAUUGUACAGAUUAUUGACAGAGUAUAAUUUUCCUUAGGUAGAUGAAUAGAUUCAGUUCUGUCCUUAGAAAGUGAACUUCUAUUGUUAAGCUGUCAGAUGUUGUAGACAUGAAGACGGAGUUAAAAAUGUGUGUAAAAGUUUGUUUACAUGUGUGGAGUGAUUCUGUUUUUACAAGAUUUUUAUUUUUAUGCAGUCUAUGCAUUUAAAGUUUUGUUUUACGUUAUGGUCACCCCCCCCUUACAGCGGCCCUGAAAUCUUUCGUAGAGUAGAACCACUGGAUUUGACGAGUGAGUAGAAAUGUGUGUCUCUCACACACGGAGAGACGGGAAGUGUGUUGUUUGUGGGUUUUGUAGCUGUUGACUACAUCUCUCAGUUCUGCUGAACAUCCUGUGAUAUUGACAACAGAGGCAGCACUGGUAUUAGUUUGGUUUGUUCUUCUUACAGUGGACUCGCAGACACAUGCGUGUUAAACACUUACCUCACGCUUUCCCAACAGUGCUUUACUAAAUCCCUGAGUUUACAUUGAGUGUUUUUAAUUAACUUGUCUGCAGUUUCUUCCAUUAUGCACCACUGUUAAAAUACAUUCCAGCUGAGUUUUUUUUUUUGCACUGAUAACUGCUAUAAUGCCACCUAUUUAAUACAUGCAAUGUAAUGUUUGUACCAGCCAGCUCACUGCACAGAUGACUUUCACAUUUUGUCUGUAUAAGGAAGAUGUUUUUUUUAAUUUAUUUAUGUUUAGGUGUGGAGGAAUCGUUCAGUGAAUAUCUGUUAAAAAGGUGUAAUAUUUAUCUUUUUCUGUUUAGAGUUUUAAUUAAUAGUAUGGCUUUUUGAGCACAAUGUGUUGCAUUUAAUUUGGGGUAAUGUGUUGUUCAUCUGCUAACAGAUAUUUCCUACAUAUUCCUAAAUAAAUACAGUUGUCUUCUUCA
This is a messenger RNA of Solea senegalensis (Senegalese sole), 4568 nucleotides long. It is a transcript of the gene gfod2, whose product is annotated as glucose-fructose oxidoreductase domain containing 2. NCBI's taxonomy places the organism in Eukaryota, Metazoa, Chordata, Actinopteri, Pleuronectiformes, Soleidae. The record is from RefSeq and is a predicted model, not a curated record. The coding region runs from base 264 to 1418 and encodes 384 amino acids. Gene Ontology annotation, molecular function: nucleotide binding. The transcript is spliced from 3 exons.